This is a messenger RNA of Musa acuminata AAA Group (dessert banana), 3458 nucleotides long. RefSeq names its product B3 domain-containing protein Os07g0563300-like. The record is from RefSeq and is a predicted model, not a curated record. Gene Ontology annotation, molecular function: DNA binding; zinc ion binding. Lineage: Eukaryota; Viridiplantae; Streptophyta; Magnoliopsida; Zingiberales; Musaceae. The coding region runs from base 221 to 3079 and encodes 952 amino acids. The transcript is spliced from 14 exons.
UGUAUGGAGCUUCCGCACCCUCCCCUUCGUUCUCUCGUUCGUCGUCCUCGAUUCUUUCUCCUCCUCGAUCGGGCGAACCCAAUCCAACUCACCAGACCCCCUCAUAACUCUCUUCCUCACUCUCAUGGCUUCCAAUUUACGGCUUCGUGAUUCUUGAUUGGGAGCUCUCGACCAGGAUCUGCGGUUUCAUCUCUUCUUAUUCUCCUACCAUCUCGUCUUUAUGUCGUCGCCUACAUCGGUGUCGCUGUCAGGGGGCAAGAUCUGCUUCAACUCCCAUUGCAAGGAGGUUAUACCGGACCACACGCCUCCGCGGAAGAAGGGGGGGUGGCGCCUUCGUUCUGGCGAGAUCGCUGAGCUCUGCGACCGCUGCUCCUGCGCUUUUGAGCAAGGGUCUUUCUGCGAGACGUUUCACUCUGAUGUUGCUGGUUGGAGGAACUGUGAGGCGUGUGGCAAGCGGGUGCAUUGUGGGUGUGUCGCCUCAGCCCCUACGUACGUGUUUCUUGAUGUUGGAGGAGUUGAGUGCAUUGCAUGCGCUAGGAAAUCUCUUGCGAUGGCACCAAAUCAAAUGUUGUCUUCUCCUAUGCUUAUGCACCAACAUGUAUCUGAGAGGAGAGAUUUACCUGUUAAAUCUGGGAGACCGAUAACCAGUCCAUUUUCUGGACAGUGGCGUCAAGCUCCACAUAUGUGGAACAUGACAAGCUUGCAGUCUGACUUACAGCAAAGGCUAUCAUAUGAAUUUGACAGACCUAGUAACAUUGAAAAACUGGCACCUGGAGGCCGCCAUUCUAUAUCAGCACAUGAAAAGAAAUUUGAAGAACUCCCCGAAAGAAUAAUGUCUGGCAGCCAUAACAAUAUUGCACGAGACAGAUAUGCUCAUGGGAACACAGGAGAAAAUGAUCCUGAUUCUACAAGGAAAUCAGUAAUUCCAGAUCCUUGUUCAACCAGUUCUGGAGUUAAAAUUGAAGCAAAAGCAAAUUCAUCUAUCAAAUUGCAACCUUUACCUAUUUCAAAAGAAGACUCUUCUCCACUUAUUGGGUUGGCAGCUCCCUUUUCAUCGACAAAUGGAUCAAGGGAGCCAAUGAAGUUCUUGUCAAACCAACCACCACAACUAACAACUUCUCCAUUACCAAAGCAGUUUUACCCCGAGGGUAUCGCAGAUACUGAACUGCAAAUUCAAAUGCGCAAUGGAAGAGCUAGAGUGGAUGCCCGUUCACGAACACAAUUGCUUCCUCGAUAUUGGCCUAGGAUAACAGAUCAAGAGCUACAACAAAUAUCUGGGGAUACAAAUUCCGUCAUCACUCCAUUGUUUGAAAAGAUGUUAAGUGCUAGUGACGCUGGCAGGAUUGGACGUCUUGUGCUUCCAAAGAAAUGUGCUGAGGCAUACUUUCCCACAAUUUCUCAGCCUGAAGGACUUCCUUUGAAAGUUCAGGAUGCUAGUGGAAAGGAUUGGGUGUUUCAGUUUCGUUUUUGGCCUAAUAAUAACAGCAGGAUGUAUGUCUUGGAAGGCGUUACACCUUGUAUUCAGGCAAUGCAAUUGCAAGCAGGAGACACAGUUACCUUUAGUAGGAUAGAUCCAGAAGGAAAGUUGGUCAUGGGAUUUAGAAAGGCUUCUAGCGGCUCUACUGAACAGGAUACUCAAACACAUAUAUCUGGCAGUGAUUUCUCAACACUUCCAGAAGGUAAUGACAAAAUUGCUGUUACAGAUCUCAUUGGAAAUGUCCCUUUUCGAGCCUCUAAAGCCAGCAUAGAGCCAAGUAAUCCAAUCAAUGCAGCAGACAAAUCGUCCUGGCCUAAGUUCACAAAGGCAGGAUUUAUACAACAAGAUGGGCCUGCUGCCAGGUCGUUGCAGGUUCCUAGCAAAAGGAAAGCCAGCACUCUUGGCUCAAAGAGUAAACGUCUACGGAUUGAAAAUGAGGAAUCCAUGGAAUUGAAACUAACAUGGGAAGAGGCUCAAGAGCUGCUCCGACCACCUCCAAACUCUUCUCCUGGCAUUGUUGUGAUUGAAGGUCACGAGUUCGAGGAAUAUGAGGAAGCACCUGUAUUAGGGAAGCGGACAUACUUUACCACAAAUCCAGCUGGAAGAGGUGGUUUCUUCUCCCCACACGCGGUUUCUUCUCCCCGCGUGGGGAAUGGUUUUUUCUCCCCGUCGAGGCUUCUUCUCCCCACGUGGCUGAGGAGAAAUCGCCGACGACGCCAAGGCCUCGUUGCCUCAGACGAGGAGGAGGUGACAUCUCAUCUGCGACGUCCGCGACGGAUCAGGAUCGUCAAGGGAGAGCGGCGUCGGAUCUCCAGUGAAAAUUAUCAAUGGGCUCAGUGUGAGGAUUGUUUGAAGUGGCGCAAACUGCCAAUUGACACACUCCUGCCAUUUAAGUGGACUUGUACUGAAAAUGUUUCGGAUCCUGAAAGGUCAUCUUGUUCAUUUGCACAAGAAUUGAAUUUGGAGCAGAUAGCUGCUAUGAUCUCUUGUAAAACAGCAGAUGCUUCCAAGAGGGCCAAGGUGAAAGUAGAAAGCAACAACAUUGAAGUAUCUGAUGGGCUCGAUACACUUGCCAACCUUGCCAUUCUUGGUGAAGGCAAAAACCUUCCGACGUCUCAACCAACAACAAGACACCCACGGCACAGGCCUGGCUGCACAUGCAUCGUCUGUAUACAGCCUCCAAGCGGAAAAGGUCCCAAGCACAAGCAGACUUGCACUUGCAACGUUUGCCUCACCGUGAAACGCAGGUUCAGAACACUCAUGUUAAGGCGUGAAAAGCGUCAGUCUGAAAAGGAAUCUGAGACUGCACGGAAGCAGCAGCAGAAGCCCAUGCUACCAUCGUCUGAGGUGCUGCCACAAGUGAAGAGUGACCCAUCGUCGACUGGUCCAGGCGAUGACAAUGCUUCUCAAAAAGAAAUAGCGAACAACGAUACGAUAGUCGAUGCAGCACCUGACCACAGAAGAACUUCUCCGACGGCAGUUAAGGCCCCUCAAAUCGAUUUAAACAUCCAGCCAGAGAGGGAGGAAGAUCCAUCACCCAAAUCUGAUACUGGAAGCAUGAUGAGGCUCAUCAGAGACUCCGCAACUAGAACAGCGAGAUAACUGAAACGAGCAAGACCAGGAAGCCAAAAUUAAUUAUGCAGAUGCUAGAUUACGGGCUUGUAUAGUAGGCAAUUAGAUCCGCAUCAUCUAUCCCUUCCGCUUGAGGAUUGCAUACCGAAGGAGCUACUUGGCGACUGAACAUCGGUGGUAUUUAUUAACUGCAAUGGUCUUUCGAGUCAUAUCUGGCAAACAGCUCCAAUGUGUAUAGAACACUCGAUCAGAAUGCUGAUGCAUCGUAAGUUCCAUUUGCUGUUGUUGUUGUUUCGUCUUCUGUAAGCCAAAUAGGUGUGUCAAGUAGAGAUGUCUGAGUCUAUUGUGGGGCAGACACGUAACAGAAAAAGUUAGUUGUAAGAAAAGGCUCUUUAAAGGUGGUGGUUAA